AUGCCUACUAAAGUCGGUAUCAACGGUUUCGGCCGUAUUGGUAGAAUUGUCUUCAGAAAUGCCGUCGAGCACGAGGACGUCCACGUCGUCGCCGUUAACGAUCCCUUCAUUGAGCCCAAGUACGCGGCAUACAUGCUCAAGUAUGACAGCACGCACGGCAUAUUCAAGGGCACAAUCGAGGUCAAGGAGGAUGCUCUGAUCGUCAACGGCAAGGAGGUCAAGUUUUACAUGAAGAGAGAUCCUGCUGAGAUCCCUUGGUCCGACACGGGCGCAUACUACAUCGUUGAGUCGACCGGUGUCUUCACAACCACAGAGAAGGCCUCUGCCCACUUGAAAGGCGGUGCAAAGAAGGUCGUCAUCUCUGCUCCCUCAGCCGAUGCUCCCAUGUUUGUCAUGGGUGUCAACAACGAAUCCUACAAGUCCGACAUCCCUGUUAUCUCCAAUGCCUCUUGCACCACCAACUGCCUUGCACCUCUGGCCAAGGUCAUCAACGACAAGUUCGGUAUGAAGGAGGGUCUAAUGACGACCAUCCACUCAUACACCGCUACCCAGAAGACCGUCGACGGACCUUCGGGCAAGGACUGGCGAGGCGGUCGUGCUGCUGCUCAGAACAUCAUCCCCAGCAGCACUGGCGCAGCCAAGGCUGUGGGCAAGGUCAUCCCGACUCUUAACGGCAAGCUCACUGGCAUGUCCAUGCGUGUUCCCACCUCCAAUGUCUCGGUCGUCGAUCUCACUUGCGUGCUCGAGAAGCCUGCCAGCUACGACGACAUCAAGCAGGCAAUCAAGGACGCUGCUGCCGGUCCCCUGAAGGGUAUUUUAGCAUAUUCCGAGGACGAGCUGGUCUCCAGUGACCUGAACGGUGACCUUCACUCCUCCAUCUUUGAUGCCAAGGCCGGUAUCGCCCUCAACGACCACUUCGUCAAGCUUGUGUCCUGGUAUGACAACGAGUGGGGCUAUUCCCGACGUGUCAUCGACCUGUUGGCCUACAUCGCAAAGGUGGAUGCCGGAAACGCUUAG
Messenger RNA from Cladophialophora yegresii CBS 114405, 1017 nucleotides. RefSeq names its product glyceraldehyde-3-phosphate dehydrogenase. The record is from RefSeq and is a predicted model, not a curated record. Gene Ontology annotation, molecular function: oxidoreductase activity, acting on the aldehyde or oxo group of donors, NAD or NADP as acceptor; NAD binding; NADP binding. NCBI's taxonomy places the organism in Eukaryota, Fungi, Ascomycota, Eurotiomycetes, Chaetothyriales, Herpotrichiellaceae. Bases 1 to 1017 code for a protein of 338 amino acids. The transcript is spliced from 6 exons. Gene Ontology annotation, biological process: glucose metabolic process.